GGUAGUAAAGAAAAUAAAAAAGGGUAGAAGAAAAUUGAACCGCUGGAUUGUCCCUCAUCUCUACUCCACUCUGGACUGGAUACAACAGCCUCCGCCACUCCUCUUCCUCCCAAUAAGAAUGUUCUAGAAUUCUUCUAGUUUCCACUUGUCGUGGUUGUAGCCGCCCGCUGCUAUUUGGCUGCUUCCACUGAAAUUACUCAACAAUCAAUUCCAUGAUUAGUUCUUCUUAUCAUCACUAUUCAAAAUAACCAAAAAUCAUCAUGUGUAAGGAAUCCGAAUCCGAAUCCGAUUCCAAUGGAUGGAACCGUGCUCAAGGUUUAGCACUCAAAGCUCUCUUACUCCUCGGUGGCGCUCUUCUCGUCAAGCGUCUCCGUAAGUCCACCACUCGCUGGGACCAUACUCAUUUAGUCACUCAAUCCCUCACCGGCGAAAAGUAUUCCAAGGACCAAGCUUCUAGAGACCCUGAUAACUAUUUCAAUAUUAGAAUGCUUACAUGUCCAGCUGCAGAGCUAGUUGAUGGUUCAAAUGUCCUAUAUUAUGAGCAGGCUUUUUGGAGGAGUCCACAGAAACCCUUUCGCCAGAGGUUGUUAAUGACCAAACCUUGUCCAAAAGAGUUGAAAUGUGAUGUUGAGUUAAGUACAUAUGCCAUCAGAGACAUGGAGGAAUACAAAAAUUUCUGUGAUCGGCCAAAGGAUCAGCGCCCACAACCAGAGGAAGUCAUUGGGGAUAUUGGAGAGCAUUUGACAACAAUACAUCUUAAGCGUUGUUCACGUGGAAAACGCUGCUUAUAUGAAGGUUCAACCCCACCCGAAGGAUUUCCUAAUUCAUGGAAUGGAGCAACCUACUGUACUUCAGAGCUUGCUGUUAUGAAGAACAAUGAGAUACACACCUGGGAUCGGGGUUAUGACGACGAUGGAAAUCAAGUUUGGGGACAAAAAGAAGGCCCUUACGAGUUCAAGCCUGCACCAACCUCCUGUUUUAAUGAUACAUUUUCGCCCUUGAAUUUUCCCCCUCCACCGUCCAUGGAUAGAAGAAUAGAGGGUUCAUUUGUUUUGCAAGAAUGAAAGAGUUUGGUAUGACCAUAAUGUGUAAUUCAGCCACUUGCUAUCUGUCAAUAUAAGUAAUUGUCUUUCUCAUACGUUAGUCAUUACUAUCUUGUCAAUAUUUUGGUUUCAGUCUAUAUUAAAAGCCAUAGCCAAUAAAAAGAGCUAGUUUCUUCGUUUUUCUUGACCGGGGGUUGAUUGAUAUUCCUAGCAUAUAUUUAGGAAAAGAUAGAGAGCUUAGUUAAAGUGAAACCUAAUCUUAGUAUUGAUAGAGGUGCUAAUGAAGAUGCAUAAUUUGCACCUUCACAAUUGCAAUGUAAUUCUGAAAUUUGUCCUAUGGAGAAUGUAUUACUAUGAAUAUCACUUGGAAGAUUUUUCUUUA
Molecule: messenger RNA, 1425 nt
Organism: Medicago truncatula (barrel medic)
Lineage: Eukaryota; Viridiplantae; Streptophyta; Magnoliopsida; Fabales; Fabaceae
Product: chromophore lyase CRL, chloroplastic
Exons: 9
Coding region: 261-1064 (267 amino acids)
Biological process (GO): protein-phycocyanobilin linkage
Molecular function (GO): lyase activity
Source: RefSeq, a predicted model, not a curated record